AUGAAUUGCGCAGGAUAUACUGAUAAAAGUGCUUGUAAUGAAUGUCUUAGCUUAAAAGUUGAUAAGAAUUUACAAAAUCGAAUUGCAAUUGUAAAACCACCAAAAUCAAAAUUGAAGCAUAUCCCAAAACACUAUUUCGAAAACGAUCCUCUGAAAAAGUAUUUGAAAUAUGUUGAUCUUAAUAUCGUUUGGUCUCUUAUCAAAGACAAUAACUCUGAUACGGCUUCAGAUGUUUGGGUAACAUUGGCAAAUAAAGGUAUUAAUGGUGCUUUUAAAGAAAAACCAGUUUUUACAGGUCUUUGUGAAAUUAUGACACAAGUUGCAUCUAAAAAAGAGAAAAAUAAGGGUAAACAAAACCUGAAAUAUUCUGAGGAAUUUAAAAACUUUCUCAUAGUACUUGGUACCUUUAGUCCGCAUGCAUUAAAUUUAUUUCGACAAAACUUAGAAGGUUUAACGAUCCAGAAUAUCAGGCGUUUGCGUUCUAAUUCUGAAGAUAUAUUAACGGAUCCAACACUUUGUUUUGAAAACGUAGCUCGUUUUAAGCGAUUUUUGGAUUCAAUUGGUUAUGAUGGACCGAUUGCAGCUAUGUCCGACAAUACAAAACUAAAACCUCGCCUCCGAUAUUCAUCGCAGAUGGGAUGCAUAAUUGGAUCUACAUUUUCAGUUAAUGAGACAAGUAUCAAAACAUAUAACGAUAUUCCACUUGUAAUCAACAAAAUUAAGGAAAAUAAUUCUAUUGCAAAAUAUGUAAGAGUGUAUAUAUUACAGGUUCCGUUGCCAAAAUUUCCUCCAGUAAUUAUUGCUCUUCUUCCUAACAAUGGAUCUGAUAAAACGGAAUCAAUCGUCAAUAUACAUAAGUUACUUUUGGAUUUUGCACAGGAACUUGGAUUACACAUAAUCUCAAUUGGUUCUGAUGGUGCACAAGUUGAGUUUAACGCACAAACUCAAAUUCAACAGAUUAAAACUUCCGAUAGACUUAGAUUUAAUUAUACACCAUAUAACAUUGAUUUCAGUUGUCCAAUUUUUCCAAAUAUUGGACCAAUAGUACGAAUUCAAGAUCCUAAACAUGCUAAGAAGACGGGACAUAAUGCAGCAAUGUCUGGUGCUCGAGCUCUCACAUUUGGUCAUUCUACUAUAGGAUUUAAUCAUUUUACAAAAUUGUUAUCUCAUCUCCAAAGUCCCAUGUAUAAGUCUGAUGUGUAUAAGCUUGAUCGUCAAGACGAUGGUGCAGCUUAUCGAACCUUUUGCCCUAAAAAUUUGGCAUGUUGCCUUGAUUCUAAUAAUAAGAUCAAAUCCGAAUUCAAGGGCACAUUUAUAUAUCUAUUUAUAAUUGGUGAAUUGGUUGAUAGUUAUUUGAAUAGAAAUAUUUCACCUCUUGAACGAAUAAGAAUGGCAAUGACUUCUUAUUUUUUUUUGCGAAUUUGGCGAUUUCAUAUAAAUACAUUAGCACGAAAGUAUCCUGAAUUUAUUUCUGUAUCUCAGAACUUUAUUGCAUCUCAAACAUUUGCAAUAAUGACUUCAUUAGCAGAAUCAAUAGUUUUACUUGUAAAAGCUCAUAGAGAUUAUUAUAGUCAAUAUCCUCUUAUUCCUUGGAUUCAUGGUUCAGAAGCCUGUGAACAUUUUUUUGGAGCAGCACGGCAAAUUAAUGCUGAUUUUGAUUUUGCAGAGUUGUUAGAAAUGGUACCAAAAAUUGGCCACUAUACCAAAGCAUUAAAUUCAAAAGAAUUGUCUUUCAAUAAAGAGAAAUCUGUACGUGAUGGUAAGUAA
Messenger RNA from Rhizophagus irregularis DAOM 181602=DAOM 197198, 1767 nucleotides. The record is from RefSeq and is a predicted model, not a curated record. Lineage: Eukaryota; Fungi; Glomeromycota; Glomeromycetes; Glomerales; Glomeraceae.